AUGCGUGUUUCAGUGAGGGAAAGUAUUAUGAUCUCACAUAUGGCUGCACUGAGACAUGCACGCUGGUUUGAAGAAAAUGCUUCGAAUCCAACUAUUAAGUCGCAUUAUGCUGUCGUAAAUACGGCGUCGCAACAGCCUCUGACAGCAGCUGAAGCUUUUCGAAGAUUUUUCCAGCUUCUUGCAGCUGGACUCUUGCUGCCCACUUCACCGGCUCUAAUCGAUCCAUGUGAACAAGCUCGGCGUAUACAUCAGUCGCUGACUUAUGAACAAAUGGUUAUUCACGUGUUUUUUGGUUUAGAAGAAAUACGUAUAUACACUUUGGCAAGCAGCUGCUUGAAAUUUGCAUCCUGUAAUACCAAGACUGCUUUUCGGCAUCACCGAAAUGCAUUCAUACACCGAGCCCAGUUUCCUGUCGCCUUUGGGUCUUGGUGCUACUUGUUAUGCUUUUUACCGUGCAGCGCUAGAGCACUGCAAUAG
Molecule: messenger RNA, 477 nt
Organism: Gongylonema pulchrum
Lineage: Eukaryota; Metazoa; Nematoda; Chromadorea; Rhabditida; Gongylonematidae
Source: the annotation of a GenBank genome assembly